Messenger RNA from Pelmatolapia mariae (spotted tilapia), 2868 nucleotides. RefSeq names its product proline/arginine-rich end leucine-rich repeat protein (gene prelp). The record is from RefSeq and is a predicted model, not a curated record. Gene Ontology annotation, molecular function: protein binding. The coding region runs from base 116 to 1255 and encodes 379 amino acids. NCBI's taxonomy places the organism in Eukaryota, Metazoa, Chordata, Actinopteri, Cichliformes, Cichlidae. The transcript has 7 exons.
AAGAGCAAGAGGGAGUGAGGGAGCGAGGGGUAGGAGAAGAGUGAGAGAGGCAGACAGAAGAAAAGACUCAAAACUUGUGACUUGACAAAAGAGGGCAGGUACCAGAGGCAGGACAAUGAAGGCUGGUGCGAGACUCCUGUCUGCACUGACUCUGCUCCUCCUACUGGGGGCAGUGUUCACACAGAGGCCUCGGCCAAAGAAGCCCACCAGGCGCCCAGCUACCCCCAGAAAGCCUCCUGCUCGUCUCCCAACUGUACCACCCCAGCCUGAGCCCAAGGAACCAACAGAUUUCCCCCCACCCAUCCUGGGCCCACCUUCCAUCUUUCCUGACUGCCCCCGGGAGUGUUUUUGCGCCCCAAGCUACCCGAAUGCGCUCAACUGCGAGAACCGGAACAUUCGUGUAAUCCCAGCGAUCCCAUCCAGGACUCACUACCUGUAUCUCCAGAACAAUUACAUCUCUGAGAUAACCUCCGAGCCCUUCCUCAACGCCUCUGAGGUCCGCUGGAUCAAUCUAGCAAACAACCGUAUUCAUCGGAUAGAUAAGCAGGUGUUUGAAAAGCUUCCAGCACUUCUGUAUCUCUACGCACAACGAAACCAGCUUAAUGAAGUACCUUCAGGCCUCCCAGAAACUCUGGAACAGCUCCGCCUUAGUAGGAAUCGUAUUUCCAAGAUCCCACCUGGGGCCUUCAACAACAUGGGGAGCCUGGCUAUGCUCGAUCUGUAUCACAACCAGCUGAGUGACAGUGGCCUGGGUAAGAACAGCUUUAAGGGCCUUACGAACCUGGUGCAGCUCAACCUGGCUCAUAACACGCUGAAGAAGAUGCCUACUAGUAUACCAACCAGCCUUGUGCAGCUUUUCUUGGAUAGGAACCGUAUCGAUGACAUCCCAAAAAACUACUUUGACAACUAUGCUCACCUGGCUUUUGUGAGGCUGAACUACAACCAGCUGAGUGAUAAAGGAGUUCCCAAGAAUGUAUUCAAUGUCUCCAGCCUGCUAGACUUGCAACUGUCCCACAACCAGCUCGCUUCGAUUCCUUUGUUCAACGGUCACCUGGAGCACCUGCAUCUCGACCACAACAGCAUUGAGAGCAUCAAUGGCACCCAGAUUUGCCCAUACAGCGUGCAAGCUGACACGAGUGAUAUGAGCCAGGUUCCCAAGCUAAGGUAUCUCCGUUUGGAUGGAAAUCACCUGAACCCUCCCAUCCCUCUGGAUGUCAUCAUGUGCUUCAGGCUCCUUCACUCUAUUGUCAUUUAGGAAAGCCAUGCCUAAAGGCAUGGAGGCUUGCACAUGCAGUACUGUGCAAAAGUCUUGAGCUACGCAGCAUUUCUUUAUAUUUUGCUAGAAAAGUGUGAAAAAUGUGCUUUCUUGUCAUUUCUUUAAGUGGUCUCCAGAAAUUGUUCUCCGGGCUUCUUAAAAGACAUUCAAAGCUCUUCCUUGGAUGUUGGCUGCCUUUUGUUUUGUUCCCUAUCAAGAUGAUCCCACACUGCUUCAGCAAUUUUGAGGUCUGGGAUCUGGAGAGGCCAAUCCAAGACUGACAGUGUUUAAUUGGGUGUUUUUCUGUCCUGGUAUCUUUUACUGCUCUGGUAGUGUGUUUGGGAUUGUUGUCAUACUGAAAGUUGAAGCUUCUGCUAAUCAGAUACUUUGCAGAUGGUACUACAUGGUGGAUCAAAAUCUGACCGUACAUUUCUGUAGUAUUGAUGUCAAUUGAUUUGACAAGAUCCCCAACACCACUCGCUGAAAUGUAGCCACUUUGGCUGCAGUCACACACAUCUUUCUUAUUGACCAUAAUUUGAACUAAAAAAAUUCAAAUUUUUGUUUCAAAGAAGACCCGUUGGGACUGAUAUUUGGUCCCGUUCUUGUGUAAUUUGACAUACCUUAACCUUUUCUCCAUUUUACUUUAUUAAGAAUGGCUUCUUAACAGCCACUCUUCCACUUCUUAUGAGGCUUCAGUGAACAGUAAAUGAACUGAAGGGUCAGAUGCAUCUCUCAGGUCAUGUUUCAGAUCUUUGCUGCAUUAUUUGACCUAUUUCUUCUGAAUAUAACUUUCAGAAAAACUUUUAAAAGAUUUUAAGAUCUUGGAGAACUGUUGUUCACUACUAUAAAGAAUUAAAAGAAAGUCUGGCUCCAAAACAACAAGAAAUGAGGGGUGGCUCAAGACUUUUGCACAGUACUACUGACACACACACACACACACACACACACGCACACACACACACGCACACAUCCAUGAAAACGUAGACUCACUUUGUACUAGGUGCAUUUCAUUGUAAAGUAUGGUGUUUAUCAGCAGUAGACGCUGUGGAACUGUAAUACUGAGAGAGGGACUGCAAAUAACUGCAAAACUUGGAUGGUUCAAACUUUUUUAAUUGUGAUGACAAAUUUAACUAUUGCCAUUUUUUGGACAGUCCCAACAUUAAACUACAAAUCAGCAUAAACUGUGACUAUGCUGACAUUUAGAGUUAGGUUUCUGUAGUAGUUGCAGUUUAUCAGUGUUUUUUGUUUACAAAACUUCAUGUAAAGAAAAAAGUGAAAAAUAUAGCUUAAGCCUGAAAACACAGGGACAUUUACAGACAUGCUACAAACAUAAACGGUAGUUAAGUUCACAAGAAUAGGUCAACAGAGUGGGGCAGCCGUCGGAGGCAAUGAAUAAAUACGCAGUGUAAGUUAAAAGAGAUAACCAGCUUUAAAUAACUAGCUCCAUGUAGUUAAAACAGUUUCAAAUGUGCCUGUGAUUUUCAAGAUACUCUUUGUAAAAAUGUCAUUUUAUUCUUGUUAUCCCUAAUCUUUUGUAUAUUAUUCUUCUGUAUAAAGAAGCUUUGUACAAACAAUGGAAAAUAAAAGUUCUCCUUGAUCAUCUGAUAAUGCUU